CGGAGGUGGUCAGGGAGAAAGCCUUCGGGCCAGACACGCCCUGGGGAGGCCCCGCCCCGCUCCGCCGAGCGCUAUAAGGCGCCCGGACUUCCUUCGGACCUCACCCAGCCUCGAGAGUCCGCCCGCAGUCCGUGACCAUGGAGCAGCUUAGCGCCGCCAACACCCACUUCGCUUUGGACCUGUUCCAAAACCUGAAUGAGAAAGAUUCGACCGGCAACAUCUUCUUCUCCUCCGUCAGCAUUUCCUCAGCAAUGGCCAUGAUCUUGCUGGGGGCCCAGGGCAACACUGCAGCACAGCUGUCCAAGACAUUCCACUUCGAUGCGGUGAAAGAGCUCCAUUCCAGAUUCCAGAGUCUGAACGCGGACAUCAACAAGAGUGGUGCUGCCUACAUUCUGAAAAUUGCUAACAGGUUAUACGGAGAGAAAAGCUAUCACUUCCUUCCCGAGUUCUUGGCGUCAACUCAGAAAAUGUACGGGGCCGAAUUGGCCAGUGUGGAUUUCCAGCAUGCCUCUGAGGCAGCCAGGAAGGAGAUAAAUAAAUGGGUCAAAGGCCAAACCGAAGGGAAAAUUCCAGAACUGUUGGCUUCAGGUGUGGUUGACAGCAUGACUAAGCUUGUGUUGGUGAAUGCCAUCUAUUUCAAAGGCAACUGGAAGAAUAAAUUCAUGAAAGAAGCCACAACAGAUGCCCAAUUCAGAAUAAAUAAGAAAGACACCAAAAAAGUGAAAAUGAUGCAUCAGAAGAAUAAAUACCCAUUUGGCUACAUCCGGGAACUAAAGUGCCGUGUGCUAGAAUUGCCCUACGAAGGCAGCGACCUCAGCAUGGUCAUCCUGCUGCCGGAUGACAUUGAGGAUGACUCCACAGGUCUGAGGAAGAUUGAGGAACAGUUGACUUUGGAAAAACUGAAUGAGUGGACCCGUCCUGAGAACCUGAGUUAUAUUGACGUCAAUGUCAGCUUGCCCAAGUUCAAGUUAGAAGAGACCUACACCCUCAACUCCCACCUAGCCCACCUGGGUAUGCAGGAUCUCUUUGAUAGUAGUAAGGCUGAUCUGUCUGGCAUGUCAGGAGCCAGAGAUCUCUAUGUAUCAAAAAUUAUCCAUAAGUCCUUCGUGGAGGUAAAUGAGGAGGGCACAGAGGCAGCCGCCGCCACGGCAGGCAUUGCCACUUUCUGCAUGCUGCAGCCAGAGGAAACUUUCGUGGCUGACCACCCAUUCCUUUUCAUUAUCCAACAAAAGUACUCAAAUACCAUGCUGUUUCUCGGCCGUUUUUCUUCUCCUUAGAGACUGUGGAGAAACGGGGUCAGGCCUGGAGUUUUCUUGUCUAUCUUUUUAGAAAUACAAUGCGCUAUCCAUUGCGCAACAGAGCCCUGUCUAUGUUUUCAAUGGUAACAUUUCACUCUUCGGAAACAAAUCUUGAAUUUCCUCUCUCUGUUUAACCCUUUGACUGAACAUUCGAUCAUUUUUUUCUCUCUUACGUAGCAAAACUCUAGUGACUGAUUUUAUAUUAAAAUACUAUGAAUUAAAAUAAAUCAAUAAAAACGAA
Messenger RNA from Echinops telfairi (small Madagascar hedgehog), 1539 nucleotides. RefSeq names its product serpin family B member 1 (gene SERPINB1). Gene Ontology annotation, biological process: negative regulation of endopeptidase activity. Gene Ontology annotation, molecular function: serine-type endopeptidase inhibitor activity. The transcript has 7 exons. The record is from RefSeq and is a predicted model, not a curated record. The coding region runs from base 138 to 1277 and encodes 379 amino acids. NCBI's taxonomy places the organism in Eukaryota, Metazoa, Chordata, Mammalia, Afrosoricida, Tenrecidae.